Molecule: messenger RNA, 991 nt
Organism: Durusdinium trenchii
Lineage: Eukaryota; Dinophyceae; Suessiales; Symbiodiniaceae
Source: the annotation of a GenBank genome assembly
AUGGCAGGGAAUUACAUCGCUGUGAACGAGCCUUGGGUGCUGGAGUUUCUGCGACAUUGGACCCAUUUUCGAUUCCGCUUCCCUCCGGGCUUCAGCAGCGCUGACAAUGGAGCCCUGCACUUGGCGUUACUGGAGAUGUUGGAGUUGCCAGAGGCACUUUUGGUGCAACAGCUUUAUGCCAAUCUCACUGCCAGUGUGGAGGACCUUCGGCCUUACUGGCGCUUUAUUAAAGAGGCAACAAAAGCUCUUCGCGCGCGGAAUUUUCGUUUGGAUGGCACCAAAUUGGGUCGGCUGUGUCGCCCGGGCCGAAGCGCCUGCGUCUUGUCGGUGUGGCCGCGGAUGAACUUCUUCGUGGAUGAUGGCGUUUAUUUGGACAACCAUGGGAGUUCCAUUGGGCCGGUGAUGCACCAUGGAAUCAAAGACCAAAAGUGGAUGGUGAACUACUUCAAAGAUUUGGAUACAUGUCUGGUGAGUUCAUCUGCCUUAGUGUCGCCUGACAGGCUUGGUAGGAAGGCUCUAGGACUUGCACGAGGUUACAGUCACCUUUACGAGCAGGGUGCGUGCAAUCAAUGCACGCAAGAAUGCCUUAUGAAUUUCGCAUGUCGUCCCGAUGCUGAUGGGUGACGGUGUUAGUCGUGGAGCACAGUGGCUGGACCUGAAAACCAGGCCGUUUGUUUCUAGCUGAUUUUCAGCCGACAAAAGGGUUUCGCUGACUUCCUUUUCGAAGUCCCAUUCAUGAAUACGAUGACGUCCACACGUACUUGACAUCAUGCGUGCCCACAGCCGCAGAGGUGAGCGGUGCGCACAGUUAGUUCUUUGAGCACGGGUGGCUUUGUAAUCAACCAAGAAAGUUAAGUUUCCCCAAAAAUCUAGGGACCACAUCAUUAGUGCAAAGCCUGAGCUAUCCUGCGUCCAUAUGUAGUAGCUUAAGUAGCUAGGAGCGCAUUUCUCCCUUACUAAUUUAAGUAGGCGCCUACAGGCAAGGCCAGCC